Molecule: messenger RNA, 8729 nt
Organism: Porites lobata
Lineage: Eukaryota; Metazoa; Cnidaria; Anthozoa; Scleractinia; Poritidae
Source: the annotation of a GenBank genome assembly
AUGGCACUUGCCAACAAUGAAGCAAGGAUUUUGGAUUCUUUGAGGCCGAUUUUCCCGCAGCUAAAUGACACCGUUAUCUUAAACUGCGUCAGGAAUGUACGAGAAACGGUAGGAAGUGAUCCGCUCUCAAUCAUUCCAGGCUGUAUCGAUGUCCUCUUAGCUGAACAGUCUUUUCCCGAAGUUCCUGUUCCUCAGAACAGACCAGCUGCUGUGACCAUUUCGCCCCACAAUAACGAUCCUGCAGGAAAUUUUCGGAUUCAAAACAACGAUGACGAUGUUAUUUUCGUUGCGAGCACUUCCCGCUCGCCCAAGACCAAAGCUCCAAGCCAUCAUGUUAUCAGUUUGAUCGAUGAGAAUGAAGUGACAAUUAUCUCGAACACCAAGUCGCCUGCUUCGAGUAAUAACACGUUAGCAUCUCCUCAGUCUCUAAAUACAAGUAGACCAACAGAAACGAGAACAAUUUCUGUAACUGAGAGUACAUUUUCAUCUACCACGGCGACAACGGGCUCGAAAGGAGAACGCGAUGUUCAGUCUAAAGUUUGUCAUGUUGAAAAGGCUCUCGAUCCAGCGGAGGAGGCGUUGAAAAACCUGCGGUCUUUAUUUCCCGAUGUAGAAGACGCCUAUGUUCAGACGUUGUUAAAGCAGUGGUCACAUAUCCCACUAUAUGAGGCUGUAAACAAUGCUUGUAAUGAAUUGUUAGAGAAGAAAGAUUAUCCGAGAAAAUCUCCAUCCCCUAUUUCAGUUACAAACCCAGUGGAUGACCAGAAAGAUAAAGACUACUUUCAGGAUUUCUCUACCAGGGUAUCAGACAAAUUUCGACAUCAAUGUUUUAUCCUUUUGCAAAAUGAUUUCAGAAUGAUUCCAGUUAAAUACAUUAGGUUGGCUAUGUCAAAGUUCAAAGGUCAUUAUGCUCCCUCCAAAAGGUAUUUGCAAGAACAGCUAAGGAUCUCUAACACUUCUAAUGAAACCAGCACAUCAGCUACAACUUCUGCAGUACAGGGAACAACUUCAUCCUCAUUGAAAACAGAGCAGACCAGCUCAACAUCCAGCCGUAACUUUUUUGUUCCUCCUAAAAUAGUUUUGUUAAGAUGUGGACGUCCUCUAGUCUCAGGUUUUUCAAGAAGUGUAAGUGAUAAAGAAUUGCAAAGAGAGAUUGAUUUUAUGAGAAAGUAUGAGCUAUCCAGAAGUGAGGAGAUGGAUCGAAUGCUUGCUGCCAGCUUAAAUGAUGAACAGUAUGAGGAGGAAGGGCAGAAAAUUGAAUGUGGCUGUUGCUAUAGUGAUGCAGCUUUUGAGGACAUGGUUCAGUGCUUGGAAGGUCACUUAUUUUGUGCGAGCUGUCUUAUGAACUAUGCUAAAGAAGCAGCGUUUGGUCAAGGUAAAGCAACACUCACAUGCCUGACUGACGGCUGUGAUGGUACUUUUCCAUUGAGCCAGCUGAAAAAAGCGUUACCAACCAACAUCCUGGAGAAAUACGAAGAUCGAGUGAAAGAGGAGUCUCUGUUAUUAGCCCAGAUGGAUGAUUUUGUACGGUGUCCUUCAUGCGAUUUUGCGGCAAUUCUGCCGCCUGAAGUCAAAGUGUUCAAAUGCCAGAAUCCUUCUUGUGCCAAAGAAACUUGCCGCUAUUGUAAGGAGGAUUGGUCUGAGCACUUUGGUUUAAGAUGCAGUGAGGUUGAGAAAUCGGCACAAAAAGAUGUCCGGCUCUCUUAUGAAGAAAAAAUGACAAUGGCAAAGAUACGGAAAUGCCCCAAGUGUGGCUGUGAGUUUACCAAGUCAGAUGGUUGCAACAAAAUGACCUGCCGCUGUGGAAUGAAAAUGUGUUAUGUCUGUCGCAAGCCAAACAUUGGAUACAAUCACUUUUGUCAGCACCCAAGGGAUCCUGGCAAACCUUGUGCUAAAUGCAAAAGCUGCUCCCUUUGGAGUGAUCCUAGCGAAGAUGAUGACCGUGCAGUAAAGGAGAUAGAGAAGGAGGCUCUUGAGGCAAAGAGAAAGUUUGAAGCAGAAAAUGUACCGUCAGAGGAUAACCCUGCUAAAAAAUCAAAGACAAACUGAAUGCUUUGCAUAUGUACACUGAACUUGGCUUGAUAAUAGGUGAAAGUGCAGAUCAAAUUCAUGGAUAUUUACAUUGUCAGCAUGUACAUUGUAUGGUACAUGAGAUCAAACAAAUAUAUAGCAUGCAAAAACAGUCGUCUGUCCUCACUCCUUGCCACUACAUGUAGUUGCAUUUCGCCAGGAAGGAUGUCUUUGCUUCAGCGACAAAUUCCAUACUGUUGAGGUAAAUCAAUGUUUACAUAAUAAAUUCAUUAGUCAUGGGGUUCCAAAUGUUAAUAUGUUCAGUUUUAUGCUUUUUGUGGUCGAGGUAUGGUAAUAUUUUGUGUUCUUCAGUGAACAAGCUUCAGCAAAACUAUAUAAUGUAUUCCACAAAAAUCGACUGUUUGGUAGAAGAUUCAUCAGGUUUACAUUUUACUUAUGUGACCGUUUGUCUUUUGUCCGCCAUGUGUAAGCAAUAGCUUAAACAAUAUAACUACUAUGUUACUGGACCAAUCAGAACUCCCACCCAGAUUCCGGACAGAUCAUAAAUCAUUAGAAUAAAAUUUCUGUUGCUGAGAUGCAGACUUCCCUCCUGGUGUUAGUCCCUAGGAACGAGGGGAGAUGGCUGUUUUUGCAGGCUAACAAAAUUAAUACAGACCUUGCAGUUGACUGAGACAAAUGAGAGAAACAGGUCAUUCGGUUUGGUAUAUGUAAUUAGUACUGUAGGCAGGGAGUGGAACUGUUGACAAGUUCCUUUGGUUCUAUUUUCCUUUUCUUUCCUAGUAGCCAGGGAUUAUACUCUUAACCCUUUAAGUCAUAAUAGUGACCAAUAUCAAUUUUCUCUCAACAAUAUCUGUACAUUGUCAAGAGAUUAGGUUAUGAGAAUUAAUAAAAUGAACACUAAAAAAAAAAAUUCUUUGAUCUUUUAUCAAAUGCUCUCAACACAUAUUCUUUAAUAAGAUGUAUAGAGAUCAGUUUGGAGAAUUUGUCUGUGGAUAUUGGGGCUUAAAGGGUUAAUAGCCUGAGGAAAUACCCAGCCACAGUCCCUUAGUGACAGCCCUGAAAAUAUUUUAUACAAUGUAUAAUCAUGCAAGGGUGUACUAAAGCAACACCCACUAGACUGAAUUUGUAUAACUCAUUCCUUGUAUGCUAAUGAGGCAUGCAAUUAAUUUAUUGUUAAGACCAGCUUCUGUACUCAAGGGCAAUUCACGCUGAAAUGUACAUGUACUGCACUUUUUGAAAACAAAUGGUAGUUAUCUGAACCAAGAAUAUUCUGUACGAGGCAAAGGCAGUACUUUUGAAUAAUUUAUAUACUUGCCUUUUUGCUGAUUUUUGUGAUCUUUUCAGUUACUACAGCCGGACGAAAACUGCGGCAUCAGUUGUUUGAAAGUUUUCAGUUAGUGAGGAAAAAUCCAGCGGCUGAGACGUGUUUUUCUCAGUAUUUGCACAAUUGUUCGGGAGAAACACGAGUGAAACUCCGUCAUCUUGUGUAAAAUCAGCAACCAACAUGAUUCCAACUGUCUUUCAAUUCAGAAUUUGUAGCAGUGGUUUCAGUUUGGAGCGUGCCUUCUCCAUUGUUCUUCUCAUCAGCAUUUAGCGAUUUUCAUUAGCAUAUUAUAAGGAAAAAGUAAUGCGAAUUCACUCUACUGGCAUUGUGGAGACUUAAUUUUGUCUUGUGGAAAAAGCCCCACUAUCUACGUACAUGUACAGUAAAUUAUUUCUUCAGGUUGACUUCAUACAUGUACAUUUCCAUGUAUGUUAAGAGAAUUUGCUAAAAAGAUCGAAAUAUUUUAUGUUUGGUGAUAAACUGAUUAAUUCAAAACCUUUUUCUCUUAGUUAGUUCCCUAGGCACUAAAAGGGUUAAAUGGUCAUGAAGGGCUGUUUACAUAGACAUCACAAUGUUUCUCUGGGAUUGCCAAUUUAUUUCAUAUUGUGUUUAAUACAUGUUUUCUUCUUGACCUGUUAUACCAACAUACAAUGAUGCUGUCUUGAUUUCAAUAAAAUUUAGUCGCCCCAGUAUCAUGUAAACACCCAUUAAGGCACAGCCUUCUUCCUAUGAUAAUCUUGACCACCAGCUACAUGUACAGUUCUUUUAAAAAGCAAAUAAUUAGCAGUUUUAAUGUGAUUCUUGUUUCUUCAGAAAUUAAGUACAAUUUAUCAGUCAUUGAAAGUCAAGGUUUCAAUCACAAUUUGUAAGAAAGAAAUCAUGAGGUUGUACAUAAUUAUUAAGAAGUUUUAGUUGGUUUUGUUACCGUUUUAUGCUUUCUAGUUCCGCAUUGUGAAAGUGUUUUUCUUGUUCUUUGUGAGCAAUUCUUUUCUUUGAGGAAAGUAAACAUUAAACCACAAAGAACAUUGAGGUACAAUACCAAAAAAAUAAUGGAAACAAAAAUCGAGGUACGAUUAAUGUUUUUUAGUGACACAUUAUAGAUUUAUUAUAAAGGAUAAAAAGAAAAAGUAGAGAAUUACAACAUCAAGAAUGAAUACUUGUGGAUAAGAAGUGACUGGGUGCACUGUAUGUUCAGAAGGAAGCUGCAAUUUUGGAAUAAUGAAUGUUUCAUGUUUUACAAAAUGAGUACUUUAUAGUUGAUUGUAAAAAGCAAAGAUAUUGAGUUUAUAUGGUAUAAAUGAUUGAUUAGUAUUAUUAUUGAUCUCACUGAGCUGUUUUUUUUUCUGCUGUGGUUAGACUAAUGCAUGUGGUUAUUGUUGCAUGUAAUCUUUCAAGAGUAGAAAGACUGUUGUUCUUUCUCAAAUACAGUAUGAAUGUCAACUGAAUUACCUUGGGUAGUAAUUAUAAAAAUAUUAAAUGAGUAUUAUCUGAUGUUUAUUACUGUAUCAUUGCAUUAUCAUUGUCUUUUUUUUUCAGUUUAUAGAUUUCCAUCUAAUCUUUUCUCCAUUUCCAUUCACAAUAACUUGGGUCUCCUGUGUCAUAAUGCAAGUGACUUUUCUCUUUGUAAUGAACCCAUGGGAUCCUACGGAACUCAGGGGGUUCAUCAAGUACCGACGACCGACGAAACGCGUCGGCUACUUUGCUCAGAGCAGUCGCCUACUUUUUUCUCCAAAAAAGAAGCAAUAAGUUUUAAAAAAUGUUGUGAACAAAAGAUAUAUAAUUAAAUCUGAAUUAAAACGUAAGUUAAUUAUGAUGACUUUUCAAGGUCCACUGAUAUGUCAUGCUUUAGGUACACCAGAAGCGCUUCUGGCUACUUGCAAUAUUAUGAUAAUAAAUGUCUGGUCUUGUCUUGUCUUGUCUUGUUGCACAAACGCUAUAUUUCAGUCAAUUGUUUUCUACGUUUCUUUGUAGGUUUAUGCAGAAUUUGUUUAUGUGCAAAUAUACUUAAUUUUGAAUAUCAACAUUUGCUCAUUGCUGGUAAGAAUUGAUUGUGUGGCUAUGAAACCUGAAUGAAAGCUUUAUUUUCUUGAAAGAAAAACAAGCUCUACUGUUCUCAAUUUAGUCCCCGGAACACUGGAAAUCUCAUUUUAGGGCUUCGAAAUUCCAAAAUUUUCUGGGGGAGCACACCCCCAGACCCCCCAAGAAGAAGGGGUCUAACGGCCCCUUGUUGAUACAGUCGGUUACUCUAUCCAAACCUUCUGGCUACUUCAAUUAUUAUUGAAACCCCUGGGAACUACUAUUCUGCAAUGCAGCCUAUAUUGCCAUGUUUCCUUCCAUUAACUGCCAUUGUAACUCCAAAAUAAAAACACACGCUAUUGGGCAUGUUAAAAAGUGUUACAGAUCAGGGCGCGGUUCCUCGAAAGAUGGUCAAGUUUAACCCAGGAUUAAGCCAAAUUUCAAGCGCGGUCGAGAUUGCACAAUACUGUUGAGCCUUUACAACGAGAUACCGUAAUGAUAACACAAAAUGUCACCCUAAGCAAUGCAUAGGAAUGUAAAAUACAAAAACGGAACAAAAUUUUAAUCCUGGAUUAACGCUAAUCUGCCUCUCAGGAACCGGGCCCAGAAGCCUACAAUGCGCGGUAUUGGUUUUGCAUGAGCUAUACAUGCAUGUGUGUAUGUCUAUUCGUCUUGCUAUGGUUACAGAAAGAUUUCCUAGUGCCUAGACAGAAUAGAAGUCUAUUUAAUGUAAUCUUAAUGAGGGAGAAAAAAAAGCCCCCACUCCAACGCCUCCGCCCAACAUCCGGAAGGCCCUACUCCUGGCCCACACAGCUCGGAGCUUUCUUGCCAAUGCAUGCUGGUCGCGGUCGCUUAUGAGAUGUGGUCGUUUACGAGAGGUUUAAUUAUAGGGCUUGGAAUGGGAAAAAUUUCAUGUGUUUUAAAGAGGUGAUCGCUUACGAGGGGUGAUCGCGCAUUUAGCUUUGACUAUAUUUCUCAGGUAGCAAUGCAAUAAUUGCAAUCCAGUUAAGGCUUAACUCCUUAUAUAACGCUAUCCUAUAGGUUAUAAGCUGUAAUAAAUCGAGGAGAAAUGUUUUCGUGAGAACUGAUUGAAUAGUUUACAUUUCAAGUUCACAUUUCGCGGCUAAUCGUAACCACCUGCCUAAUGCAUUAACAGAGCAAAUAGGAAGAAAGAAAACGGGUUCCUCAUUAAACAUUUACCAUUUUCCUGAGACCCGAGAAUAUUUCCUUUAGUUUCCGCUGGUAUCUAAAGCAAAAAUCUAUUAGAUCAUCGGAUCGAUUCUUCAGCUAUUCACUGCUUCUAGAACGCUAGAUCACACGUUAGUUGACAGUUAGAGCCCCGGAAACAUCCCUAGGAUUCAGAAUGGCUUUGGCGAAGGAUUACGAAGAGUACCCGCCUGUUAUUGAUCUUCUAAUUUAGUCACUUAAACGAUCCAGUGAACAAGAUGAAUUUAACGCAGGUUGUUGGCGGAAUGCUGGUUCAUUCCGGCACUUAAACAACAGUUUCAAUUGACCGAGAAGUUUACUUACAAACUGCGGUUGGUUAGAUCACUGGGAUCGGAACACAACUAUGCUUUCAUUGAUCUACAAAAUGGCAGCCAAUAUGAACUUAAUAUUCGCCGUUUCCAUCUGCGUAAUCUUUUGCUCGACUCUCUCGUACGCUGUUGAAACUCCGACCACUCUAGAAGGCAAGAAAGAAGAUGAAAUGGAGAACACGCACAAGACAGAUAGCCUGAGCAUGUUUAUUCUAAUAACCCUUUUGAUCAUCAACGUUCUCAUGAUCUGGCUGUUUAAGAUUCGUAGAUUUGAGUUCUUCCAUGAAACCGGCGUAGCCAUGAUCCUUGGUGUUAUCGUAGGAGCCAUAAUCAAGUACUCCGAGAACCACGGACACAGAAAACCUUUAGCUGUGAAAUUAAAAAAUUGCGGAAACAUCACCAUAGCCCCUAAAAACGUUUAUGUCAGUAUAAACGGUACGGAGUACUCAUACACUCUAACUGGGAUUCGCUUUCCGCCCAACACAUCUCCAUCAGACGAAGGCAGCGAAAUAGAAUCCAAGUCAUCUUUUAACCCGGAAGUAUUCUUCUACGUUCUUUUGCCUCCAAUAAUUUUCUAUGCCGGGUAUAGUUUUCAGAAACGUUAUUUCUUCCGGAAUUUGGGUGCCAUUAUGACUUACGCUUUCUUUGGCACCACUAUUUCAUGUAUCGUUACUGGCUCGCUUGUCUUUGGUUUUAAUAUAUGGACAGGCGUCACAGAAACUUUUGAUUACGCAGAAUGCUUGCUUUUUGGCGCCUUGAUCUCUGCCACUGACCCGGUUACAGUGCUAGCGAUUUUUCACGACCUUCACGCCGACCUAGACUUGUAUGCUCUCGUUUUUGGGGAGAGCGUCCUAAACGACGCCGUAGCCAUUGUUCUCUACAGGGCCAUCGAAACGUACCUCGCUUACAACCAGAGCGACUUACGCGAUUUCGAUCUCUUCUCGUUUUUGAAGGCCAUUGCAGAUUUUGUGGCUAUUUUUGUCGGUUCGUUCACCAUAGGCUGCGGUAUGUCAUGCAUAAAUGCACUUGUUACAAAGCUCACAAAGAUAGGAAGCUUUCCGAUCUUGGAGACAGCUCUAUUUUUCCUUAUGUCUUAUUGUACUUUCUUAGCAGCUGAGCUUUCAAAUUGGUCCGGUAUUGUAGCCGUUCUCUUCUGCGGAAUAACACAACAGCACUACACGUACAGAAACCUCACCGAAGAAUCGAGAAUGCGUACGAUGCAGACCUUCGAAUUGUUAAACUUCUUGGCAGAGACCUUCAUAUUUUCGUACAUAGGCUUGUCUGUUUUCGCCUUCACAAACCACCAGUGGAAUGCGGGUUUCAUCGGAUGGUCGUUUUUAGCCAUACAGGUUGGUCGCGCUCUCAAUAUUUAUCCACUAUCGCUGUUCCUGAAUUUGGGCAGAACCCGAAAAAUACCACUGAAUGUUCAGCAUAUGAUGUUCUUUUCUGGGUUACGUGGUGCAAUUGCGUUUGCUUUAGCUGUCAGAAAUACUGUGUCAAUCCCUAGGCAGAUGAUGUUGACAACGACUCUGAUAAUAGUCAUCGUGUCUGUGAUUGUGUUUGGGGGUGUGGCAUUGCCAGUACUCUCGUGUUUAAAGAUUAAGACAGGUAUCGACGUGAUUGAGGAAGAAAAGCGUGCGCGCAGAUUGAGCCUCAUUGAUGUCAACGACCCAUCAGGAAGCACGCCACUAGAAAGAAUUGAGAAGAUGCAGUAUGAAAAGUCUUGGUUAGUGAGAGUUUGGUCGCGCUUUGACGAGAAAUACUUGACGCCUAUUUUUGUUGAAGAGAGUCAAUUGCAAUCGUCACCAUCAAGUCUGAAUUAA